Trichomonas vaginalis G3 is the source of this 5034-nucleotide messenger RNA. RefSeq names its product I/LWEQ domain family. Gene Ontology annotation, molecular function: actin binding. The transcript has a single exon. NCBI's taxonomy places the organism in Eukaryota, Parabasalia, Trichomonadida, Trichomonadidae. The coding region runs from base 1 to 5034 and encodes 1677 amino acids. The record is from RefSeq and is a predicted model, not a curated record.
AUGAAUAAGGCACCCUUUCCAGCCUUCGCUAGUACAAUUUCUAAGUAUAAAGUACGAAAAACCGAAGAUUUAGUUGCAGAUGGUAAAGCAUAUAUGAGACUAAAUCAAUUAGGUUACGCAUCAACUAAAAUUUAUUUUCAAAUCAUCUCUAUAAGACCAUACAUGCAAGAUAUUAUUACAAGACUUCCAUAUUGUGCAGAAGGACCACAGCCUCAAAUUCCAAUUUCCUAUAGUAAAGUUUUUAAUUUAGCAACUGCUCUGAAACAGUCGAUUGAUUACGUUGAUCAAUUCUACCCGCAAUCUCUUAAAAAUGGCGCCCACAUUAAAAACAUUAUUGACGCUAUAACUCCAGUAAAGAAAAUGAUGAUUGAUUUCGGUGAAGCAAAAGCAGCAUCAAUGGCAAGCAACAUUGAUUCUGCUACGAAAACAUUUACAACAUCAAUUGGAUACGUUGACCAAAUCAUCGCUAAUUGUUUCAAAUACGAGUCUGCUAUUCAAGCAAAGCUUCCGCCAUGCCCAAGCAGCCAACAGCAGCUUAUUAAUAACAUUGCAUCCGUUUUAAUUAGCUAUGAAUUAUUUUACGUCGACAUUUGCUGCUUAAUGAGCCUUCCUAACGUUCUUAAGUCAAAAGACGCUAUGUCCGUCAUUCAGAAUAUGAUAGCAAAUGUCAGAGCGUAUGCCGAUAAGAUCUUCCAAUCUUGCAGACUCGAAUCUACUCAAUUUUUACUCGAUACCGUCUCUAUUUCUACGAAAUUCCAAGUAUUUUGUACGAUAUUAUCCCAGCUUCAGCCAAUCAUCGGUCUCUGCUACGAAUUCUCGAGAACAACAAUUUCUCUCAUUACAGCCAUCCAAACGACGAAUGAUCUCAUCUGCAAGUUAGAGGUUAAGUCAUUAAUGGAUCUCAUGAAAAAUGCAACGGCUGCUUACCUCAACAAAAAAUCUUUCGAACAAAGUAUUAUGAUUGCGAAAAUUUUACUCCAAAUGUAUCAAGAAAAAUACAUUAUCGGCAAUAACGUUUAUGUCAAUCAAUCUACACUUGCUGCUUACCAGUCUUUGGUUAAAAUGCUCGAUAAUUGCUCACAAACUACAGAAUUAGCCGCUUUUACAAUACUUUCUGUUUGCAGAUUUAUCAGUGCACAGUAUCCUGAUGCCAGACUUAGCGAAGAUUUACUUAUUGCCCUCAGCCAGAAAAUUGCAAUUAUUACACGCCAAUUCCAUAAGGAAGGACGUGACCUCAACCAGCAAUUAAUCGAUAUCAUCGAAGCACAUCUCGAAAUCUUCCCAGAGAAGCCACUUGCUGAAGUAAAUUAUUUCAUGACCGCAAUCAAGAAGAAUUCAACGUAUAACAUCGACUCAGAUGGGUUUGUUCUUUUACAGCAGUCCAUAUUCGAUAUGAUCGCAGGAAUUCCAACUUCCCUCAUGAAAUUAAUUUCUUUGAUCGAUGAUACAGAGGUACAAUCCCAAAUGACUGCAAUUUUGAAGAAAUUCCAGCCACUUAGUACUCGUUUUGGCCUCUGGCUCCAUCUUUAUUACACAUCUGUUGUUACAAUCGUUCACAACAGAGCGGAAUCGGUCCACGACAUUCUUAAUUAUUCUCUUUCCUUAUUGCUUGGUAAAAGCCAAGAGCAGGACCUCCAACUCGUUCGUGUUCAAGCAUUGGUAAAUUCGAUCGCUUCAAUUCUCUCAAAUACACCUCAGAAUUUCACAUUCGACCUUCUUGAAGUGUCAAAACUCAUCGCUCAGCUUCAAGAUAUCUCUGAAGGAGGAAAUGAUUUCUUGAAAGUGGUACAAGGAAUGAUUGGCCAUCCAUACUACCAACUCUUGCAUGUUGCUGCUCAGAGCUUAGUCAAAAUCGCUGCUCCUCUUCCUGCUCCAGCUCAAUGUCUCCCAUCUUUGGUCAAUUUCGAAGACAAAGCCGUUUUUACAGCUGCUCUUCUUUCCCAUAUAUCAAGAUCCCUUUUGUUGGCCAAGAAUAACGAAUUUAACGCUGCAAACAACGAUUCAACAAUUUUAUUCUACUUUGCAUCAAGUUUCACUUUCAUGCUGAUGAAUGAUGCAAUGGUUGCAACGUCAGGAACCAAUGGAGCCUUCCUUGUCCAAUAUUCUGCCCCUCUCAGAUCAUCUAUUGACGUAUUCAACACAAUCGCCACGAAUAUCUGUCUGCAGAAGAACCCACCUGAAGCACAGCAUCUUCCUACAUACAUACAGUCCAUAAUUAAGACGAAUUCUGAUAUGUAUAAUCUUGCGAUUUCCCAACCACAGCCAAUGAUCUUCUACAAGAUGCCGCAGACCAUCAAAGACAUGAAAGUUGCAGAAGAACAAGCUAAAUCCCUUCCAAACGCCAUGCUCAGGAACUUUGCUCCAGAUUUGGUCAGAGCCAUCGCAAAAGGCACGAAUUCCGACACAAAGAGUGCAAUCCAGAACUGGUACGACCUCGCAAAGAAGCCAGAUGGCGAUCUCGAUAAAGGCCUCAACGGUUUCAUCAACACUUGUGUUAAAAUUUAUAAUAAUGGAAAAAGUGACAUGAAAAACUUUGUUCCAGCGAUGAACCAAUUAUCUGUUUCUCUUGCCAUGAACGAGAACAUGUUUGGCCGCAACAUUGCACCUGUCAUGAACUCUCUCCACAAGCAGAUUCUCGAACAAGGAGUUCAAUACAUGGACGAUCCAAACAACAUGCAGAAGAUCAUGGGAAUGAUCGCGACAGCAACACAAGUGAGAGCAUUUCCAGAGUUGUCGAAGCUCAAACUCAAAGACGUCGAUCAGUACACAACAGCUGAUGUCCGUGGAAUCAUCAAAGCAUUCCAUAAACUCAGAACCAAAGGAAAAUCAGCGUCAACAGAUGAUUUGGUUUCUGUUUUGGAAGCAUUGAAGAAUUUAGAAGCUUUCUAUGCUUUGUAUCCUAAUCCGAACCCGUUGAUGACGAAGAAUUUCGUUGAUACAAUUGUCGCUGGUUCUCCGAAGAAAGACGAAAUUGACAGUGCCAUCAAAUACUUUGCAGACAGGUUGAAUGUUUUGGUUCCUCUAUUGUACAAAUCUGUCGAUAGAAUAAGAGAUCUCGAUGCAUUGAUUGAUUUGACAUAUGACAAAUUUGACAUGUUUAAAGAGGAAAUACAAAAAGCAAUCAAAACUGUUGUCGACAAAGGAACAUUUGAGAAUCUUUACAACGCAUUGAAUAACUGUAUGUUAUGUGUUGCUGAUUCAUGUGUUCUUGGAAACCAAUCUCUUGUUUUAAGAGGAAUCCAAGAAAGUGAAGCAACAAAGGAACUCUUGGAUAAUUAUACGCAAUUACAAGACCAAAUAUUGAGUUUCGGAUCUGAUUGCGUCAAAAACAGAAAAGAGAAGAAAGGAAACGAGGCAAAGAUGACAGAAGCUGCUAAGAGCAUGAUCAAACUCUUCGACAAUUUGUUGAAUGUCGUUGAAAAGCCAAACUACAAUGAACGUGGUCCAGCAACAAACUUCAUUGCAAAUCAAUACAAACUUUACAACGCUGCAAACAAAGUUGCUUGCGAUCUAGCGUACGCCGUAGAACUCUCUGCUUCUAGUAUUGUCCCUGCGAUGUUCACAGAUGGAUGCAAUGACUUCCAAUACAGAUUUGGUAAUGAUUUGCCAAAUGCUACAAGAAACGGUCAAAAUUUGAAACAAAAAGCCGUUGGCAAAACCGCCGAAUUUACAUCAUCCAUGGAAACAUUUGAGAAAAGCAAUAAUGCUGCUUGUAAGGCAUUACCUGGUCUCAAAUGUGGUGACUCGAGUUAUCCAAUUGAUGCCAUUUCUGAUAAGCUUUCAACAGCUUUAGUUGAUAUGAAGAAAUACAUCAAAAACGCAUCAGAUUUGACCGACCAAACAACUCAAGCUCCUGAUGCCCAGAACGCCAUGAAACUUCCAGAAGACUACAUAUUACCAGCAGCUCCUGAAAAAGCUCCUUCUUUGAACAAGGCAUGGAACGAUUUGCAGAAAGCAAAUACAUCAUUGGUUGCAGAAGUUGCCAAAUUCAGAAAAGCCAUUGAUGUUCCAAAAGUCACAAAUGAAGAGCUCGUUAAUGCUGUUCUUGCCUUCAGGAAAGUUGCCGACAAGUUCGGUGAUGCGGGUGUAGGAAUGACAGCAGCAACUCCUGAUCAGAGAAUCAGAGUUGCAACACAAGCCGCUUUGUACGGAUGGGGAAGUAACGUAACAAAUGUACAAAAUGCCAUCAGAUCAAGAUUGUUGAGAGUUCCUGGAUACGAUGAAGAACUUAAAGAUUCAUGCGAUUCAUUGAUUUCUUCAAUGUUGAGAGUAAUGAAACUUGCUGAUGAAGCAUCAAGAAUUGUUGCAUCGAAUGGAGAUGAAGGAUUAGAUGAUGUAACAAGACAAUUAGUUGCAACAGCAAGAGAAGUCGAUGCUUUGAUGGCACAAAUGAGUACUAUUGAAGACAAAGUCAAUACAAACGCUUUGGGAGGAAAGAACCAAGAUGUAAUGAAGAUUAACGCUCCUACUGAGAAAGAUAUCAAUAACCCUGAUUGGCUCAUUGCGUUCGUUGUUUCUUGCGCAAAAAUCAUUCUCAAAGCUGCAUCAAUUAUUGUUACAAGAUCAAAGGAAAUCACUUCUAAAACUAUUGCUAAACAAGGUAAAGUUGAUAACGAAAAAGGUUACAUUAAAUCAGCAACAGAAAUCUCUGAAUCUGCAAAGUUGCUGAUGUUCGUAGCUGAUUUGUUAAUCAGCGGAAAGGAUGAUGAAAUCGAAUACAAAAUCAUUGCAGCAGCAAAGAUUAUCAAUGGUGCAAUUGCUUCUCUUGUAGCUGUUAUGGGUGUUAAAGGUUCUGAUUUAGAACUGAAGAUGCAAGUUAAAACAGUAAGAGAUACAACUGAUAAACUUAUCAAAGUAGUUGAUAAAUACAUCAACAUGAAACUUGAUGAGAAAGAUAAACAUGAACCAAAGAAGACAACAAAUCCAAUGAUUCUCAGAUUAAAUAUGCAACAACAGGUCAAUGCUCAACGCAAACUCCUUGAAGAAGAAGAAAAGAGAUUAUUCCAGUUCCGUAGAUCUUUCGGAAAGGUUUAA